Molecule: messenger RNA, 825 nt
Organism: Trachymyrmex cornetzi
Lineage: Eukaryota; Metazoa; Arthropoda; Insecta; Hymenoptera; Formicidae
Product: isochorismatase domain-containing protein 2
Exons: 4
Coding region: 194-805 (203 amino acids)
Source: RefSeq, a predicted model, not a curated record
GUUAGCAUAACAUAGAUAAAAAUUCCUGAUAUCACAUGACUCAUAUCUUGCAUCUCGUAUAUAAACUUGUCGAGUACGUCAUACUUCGUAGUGAUUUUCAAGUUUUCGUGAAACGCAAUUUGUCGCAUUGUUUCUUCGUGUGCACAUUAAAAUCAAGUAAUAAUCGCGAUAACGUAAACAAUAACGAAUAACGAUGGCUAUAAAUCCUGCGAAAGCUAUACUCCGGCAAGGAAGGACCGCGCUAUUUAUAUGCGAUGUUCAGGAAAAAUUUACCAAGGCUAUAUUCCAAUUCGAUAAAAUAAUUCAAAACUCAACGAAACUGAUCAGCGCUCUAAGAAUUAUGAAUGUGCCUAUGCUAGUGUCCGAACAGAAUCCAAAAUCUUUGGGGAAAACUAUUCCUGAACUUGAUAUCUCUGGAGCCAAGGGACCUUUUGCAAAGAUGCAAUUUAGUAUGUGUACUCCUGAAAUUAAUAAGGAACUUGCGACACUUUGCAAUGGACAAAAACCAGAGUCUAUUAUACUUAUAGGUGUCGAAACGCAUGUCUGUGUAGAAAAUACAGCUGUUGACUUAAGACAAUACGGUUAUGAAGUUCAUACUGUGGCAGACUGUUGUUCAUCGCGUACUCAAGAGGAUAGAUUACUAGCUUUGGAGAGAAUGCGAGACAUAGGAUGUCACAUAACCACUUCUGAGAAUGUUAUAUUCAAGCUUAUACGGGACGCAAGCAGUGAACAAUUCAAAACUAUAUUGUCUCUCGUUAAAACACCAACUCCAUACACAGGGUUAGUUCCUGUCUCAAAAAUAUAAAUUUCUUGAAAAAAAAAAUA